AUGGUCCUCGCGGACAUCCUUAAACGGUGGCAGCAAUUGAAGGGCCAAGAGGCUAUCCUUUGUACCGGAACAGACGAACAUGGACUCAAGGUUCAAAAAGCUUCGGAAAAGGCCCGCAUCGAACCCAAACUCUUCUGCGAUAAAGGCGCUACUAUUUUCAAAGAAUUGGCACAGAAAGCAGAAAUAUCAAAUGAUCAUUUCGUGAGGACAACAGAUAAGGAACACCAGGAUGCCGUCCAAUAUGCAUGGUUUCUCCUGAAGGAAAAAGGCUAUAUCUAUACUUCGAAGCAUGAAGGGUGGUAUUCCGUUACGGACGAAGCAUUCUAUCCUGAGGCUGCAGUAAAACCUUACCUGGAGCCGUCGACAGGUAGGGUCAUUACGGUUUCAAUAGAGACAGGAAGUGAGGUGGAGUGGUCCUCUGAGGAAAAUUACCACUUCCGUCUGUCGGCAUUUCGCGAAGACCUCCUCAAAUUCUACAAAGAGAACCCAACGUGGAUAGUUCCUGCGCAUCGUAUGCAGGAAGUCAUCCAGUCUGUCGAGUCGGGACUUCCCGACCUUUCUAUCUCUCGACCUUAUAGUCGCCUUACUUGGGGUAUCCGCGUCCCUGAUGAUGAAACUCAGACCAUGUAUGUCUGGCUUGAUGCCCUCAUGAAUUAUGUUACAAAGGCCGGAUACCCCUGGCAACCGGGACAGGAAAGUGCAGGCGGGUGGCCAGCAGACUGCCACGUGAUUGGCAAAGAUAUCGUACGCUUCCAUUGUGUGUACUGGCCCGCCUUUCUCAUGGCACUUGGCCUACCUCUGCCUAAACAGAUCCUUACGCAUGCACAUUGGACGCUGGGCGGCUCGAAGAUGUCCAAGUCCACUGGCAGAGUGGUAGAUCCGUUUCAUGCUCUCGAUCGAUUCUCCCCCGACGUUAUGCGAUUUUAUUUGGCACACGAAGGCGGGCUCGCAGAUGACGGGGACUACGAUAAUAGCCGAAUAGUUGGUCUAUAUAAGAAAUUUCUGAGCGGCUCGUUGGGCAACCUAACAUCGAGGGUCACACGUGGUAAGAGCUGGAGCGUCCGUGGUGCGGUCGAGCGGAUUGGACAUGAAGAGGUGGCUUAUUGGGAAGAGGGCCCUGGUUCACGAUUCUAUAAUCGCUCGCUACGUGGUGUAGCAUCGAAAGUAGAAUCCGCAUUCGAAGCACACGACCCUCGAAAGGCAUUAUUUGAAAUAGCUGAUUUUAUACGUGGGGCGAAUAGCUUUUUACAAGACUCCAGUCCCUGGAGCAAAUGCCUUGAUUACGGACCCGGUGAACCCGGCGAAGAUGUGGACAGGAUUAUCUACCUUGCUGCUGAAGCCCUGCGACUCGCAGGUAUCCUGUUACAACCGUACAUGCCUAACAAAUCCAAGACCUUGCUAGACCAGAUCGGUGUUCAAGAGUCGCGUCGUACACUUGCAUUUUGUAGGCCUGGAGCAGACCUAGACUACGGCGUACCUAUGGUGGAGCUGGGCAAGGGCCAUAAGAACGUGCUGUUUCCGCCGCUAGCGAGCGAUGAGUAG
Aaosphaeria arxii CBS 175.79 is the source of this 1542-nucleotide messenger RNA. RefSeq lists its product as uncharacterized. The coding region runs from base 1 to 1542 and encodes 513 amino acids. Gene Ontology annotation, biological process: methionyl-tRNA aminoacylation. The record is from RefSeq and is a predicted model, not a curated record. The transcript has 6 exons. Lineage: Eukaryota; Fungi; Ascomycota; Dothideomycetes; Pleosporales. Gene Ontology annotation, molecular function: ATP binding; methionine-tRNA ligase activity.